GCUUACAUAAUAUGAAGUGUUUCAAAUUGUUUACAUAGGCUAUGGUUCCAUCAAUACUCAAAAGUUUAUGGUCUAAGAAUACUAUCGUCUACCGUGUUGGCGUGUUCUAGCUAAUAUAUUUGAUCUAUUUUAUGGUUCUAGCUCUCAAAUCUCAAUCAUGUCUAAUGCAUUUUUCUGUGAUUAUAAUUAUUUAGUUGGUGAUUUUUAUGUUUUAUUUAGUAGUGAAGUGAUAAGUUAGUGUCACGAUUACGAUCACGAAGUUAGUCUAUACUCUAUCUUAAACCAAGGUGUUAAAUUGUUAGGGCAAGUGAAAAUGAAUUUAUCAACAGAAGAAUUACUUAGCAGAAAAGACAUGUUGAAACAAUUUGAAAACUAUAUUGAUAAUACAAAAAACACACUUAAGUGUUUAGUCGAAAAAGUUGGAUGGACAUUGGAUGAGACACCAAUCAAAGAUAAUUUUGUGAAGUGUCCAUUAAAUAGUGAACACAGAAUGUUGCCAUCUAAACUCGAAAGUCAUUGUCAAAAGUGUUUAUUGAAAAAAAAUGGAUAUGAUUCAUCUCAUUCAUUUUAUCCUUCUUAUAAUUUAUCAACACCUUCGGACCGGACUGUGACAAUUGAUGAAAUUACUCAAAUGCGUAUUUUGGAAACUGCCUACAAUGAAUCAAAUUCAACUUUAAAUAUAAACCUUAAGCCUAGAGAAGUUUCCCAAAGUAUUGAACGCUAUGCUUGUGAUUUUACUCCUGAUGAGAGAAGGGCAUUAUAUGAUAGUGCUGUAAAACACACCAGACCGCCUAAUUACAAGGAUGUCAAAAAUGAUUUUACAGGUGUGGAUGUUUUCAAUAAAAGCGAUGAUAAACCUAAAACCGAACUUGAGCUUUUGCAAGAGCAAAGAGACUUAAAACGUAGAAGAGCUGCUUAUCGAGGAAAACGAGUUCAUACAGAUAGAAAAUCUUAUGUAGAAGUUUUAAGAGAAGUAGUUGAAGGAUUAACAAAUAGUUUUUCUCAUUCAGAAGAUAAAUUAGUGGGCAUUCAAACUUCAAAUACUGUUACAGAGACUAAACCAAAUGCCCGUUUUAUGUACAAAUAUGAAGGUAAUAGAAAUUAUAGUGGUAAUCCAUACAUUCGUUGGCUUGAUAUUAAGACAGAGGAAUCUAAAUUAUUAAAGUAUUGUCAAAAGAAGAGUGAGAGUUCAUAUCAAGAUGUUUCUACAUCUAAAAUUCAUUGUAAAGAUAAAACUGGUUUUAAAAGAUCAAGAAAAAGUAGAUCUAAAUCAAGAUCUAGAAAAAGUAGAUCUAAAUCGAAAUCAAGAAAAAGUAGAUCCAAAUCAAGAGAAAACCCAUCAAUUGGUGAAUUAAAAUUAAAAAGAUCUUGGAGAUCUAGGUCUCGCUCAUUAUGUAAAGAAACCAAGUAUAAGAGACCUAAAAUCCGUUCUAAAUCCAAAGAAAGUAUUUAUAUAGAAAAUAAACAUAAAAGAUCUAGAAAACAUAAAACUCGAUCGAAAUCUAAAGAAAGUGAGUCUAGAAGGAUUAGAAGUCGAUCGUUAUCUAUAGAAAGUACACAUAAAAGAUCUAAAAAGCAUAAAACAAGGUCUAAGUCAAAAGAACCUGAAAACGUUAAAUGUUCUGGGAGCCUUGCUAGUUAUAAUAAUUUAGUUAGUGAAAAAGAGUCCACACUACUAUUUAAAUCAAGUAAUACUCAUAAAAAGAAAAAAAAGCAUAAAAGUAAGAAAAAUAGUUCUAAAAGUCCUAGAAGAUCUCAUAAGAAUAAAAAAAAUGUUAUUGACGUUUGUGAAAACAUUAAUGACGAAAUAUCAAAUGAUAAUGACAUUAUCCACCCCAUCUAUAAGUCAUAAAUUUUUACAUAUUUUACUAACAUUAAGCAUUUUUUGUUGAAAGUUAAGUCAAUAAUUUAUUAUGAUUUAAUGAUUACAAUAAAAAAAAAAACUGUUAUUUAUAUUUAAUAAAAACGUAUCUUU
This is a messenger RNA of Rhopalosiphum maidis (corn leaf aphid), 1975 nucleotides long. RefSeq names its product U11/U12 small nuclear ribonucleoprotein 48 kDa protein-like. The coding region runs from base 314 to 1852 and encodes 512 amino acids. The record is from RefSeq and is a predicted model, not a curated record. Gene Ontology annotation, cellular component: nucleoplasm; U12-type spliceosomal complex; cytosol. The transcript is spliced from 7 exons. Lineage: Eukaryota; Metazoa; Arthropoda; Insecta; Hemiptera; Aphididae.